AUGAUGAACGACCUAACAUCCGAGCCAGGCAGAAGGAAACGAGCGGCUUGGGGAGCAUUCAAGAGCAUCGAGGAUGUAGUGAAGAAGACCAAGAACAUUCGGCUCCGUGCUCACAUAUUCUACACCAUCGUUCUAGAACGCGGAGUUGAAAGGGUCAUGUUAGGAGCAACCCGCUUUACGCGAGUGAAUGAAGGGAUUCGAAGUCCACUCCCAUGCCACCGAUCGAAGAUCAGAGACGCUGCCGCAUAUGCUAAGGAAGGCAAAAUAAGAGAUGCCACUGGGCAGCACUUGCGCGCGAUCGCGACCAAUGGAAGUAUUACUGGUGCCCGCUACAGCAAAUCGAUGAAAAACGGGAGCACAGGUGAUACAGUGGCAGGUAUGUGA
Messenger RNA from Necator americanus (New World hookworm), 384 nucleotides. RefSeq lists its product as uncharacterized. The transcript has 4 exons. Lineage: Eukaryota; Metazoa; Nematoda; Chromadorea; Rhabditida; Ancylostomatidae. The record is from RefSeq and is a predicted model, not a curated record. The coding region runs from base 1 to 384 and encodes 127 amino acids.